AUGAACCUUUGUAAACAGUACGCUGUGGCUGGAGAUUGUUGGAGCGAAGCGAUAGAUAAGGUGAAGGUCAUCCAAUCAGCUGAGACAGCAGACGUUGGCCAAUUGGCGAAGGUGCCACUCGGUGGUCUAUUGUGCGUACCUGUACGCGGUGUCUCGCCACCACCGCUGCUGACACUUCAAGGCGAGGAGCGAGGUGGCGUCGCGUCGUCGACUCGGAACGACGUGUGCUCACCGCACAGGUGUAUGUGUGACUUGGCUCCGACCGAUUCAAACACGUACAAAACACAAUAUACACGGCAAGAAAGAGCGAGGCAGCAGAAACACAACAGAGCACACCUCACCACAGCACUGCAUACAGACACAUCACAGCAUUUCCGGUCCGGUCCGGUCCGCUCCAGUCCGGUCCGGUCCGGUCCGGUCCCUUCCAGUCCGGUCCGGUCCGGUCCGCCGCACAAGCACAAGUUUCGAUUCGCUGCCGCCACCGCUGCCGCCUCCCUUCAAGAUUCGUCUGGCGAUUCACUGCAGUUCGCGGCGAGACGAAAACUGGUGGUCAUCCGCAUCGCAUCAUCGGCGUCCACAUCCCGACACAAACCACCGAUCGCCAUGGAGUCAAUGGAGUCCAUUCACCAACAGACGUCCCCUGUCAUGGAUUGUUACGGAGACGACCGCGAGGCACUAACCGAAUAUGAGCGCUUCUACAACAACAUCGACUGCAGUGACGUCACGCUGCUGGUCGGUGACGAGAUGUAA
Molecule: messenger RNA, 750 nt
Organism: Soboliphyme baturini
Lineage: Eukaryota; Metazoa; Nematoda; Enoplea; Dioctophymatida; Soboliphymatidae
Source: the annotation of a GenBank genome assembly